AUGAAGAGCAGAGUGGACACGGUGGUGAACUUCACCCACCAGCGCUUCACCUCUCAGAUUGAGAUCUCGGACACGGAGCUGAGCCAGAUCAAAGGGUGGACGAUCCCAGUGCCUCCAGCAGAAGCGUCCAGUGAGCGAGCUGACCCUGAGCUGCGGGAGUCAGAUGAGUGUCUGUUAGGAUUCUUUGACAGGUGUUCCCGUGAGCCCACCCGGGAGAGUAAGGACGAGGAGGACGAGCAGAGGAAGGGGAGGGGGUGCUCCCUGCAGUACCAGCACACCACGGUGCGCGUCCUCACCCAGUUCAUGGCAGAGUCGCUCAACCUAGCUCAGCUGAGCUACAUGCUGGGCCCCGACUGGCAGUUUGACAUCACUGACCUGGUGACGGAUUUCAUGAAGGUGGAGGAGGCGAAAAUUGCCCAGUUACAGGAUGGCAGGACCCUGGUGGGUUGGGAGCCGGGAAUCACCACUAUGCAGACACUUCCUGUCCUCUCGCCUCUCUCUGACUCCAUCCUGGCUGAGAAGAUGGUGAUCGUCCUGGAUGACCAUGUCACCAUUGUGGACCUGGGCAUGCAGCUGAUGACUGGCAUGUCCCUUUCCCUGCAGCCUCACAGCGUGGACAAAAGAGCCAUCGUCUCAAUGGCGGCCGCCCAGAACGUUCUCCAACCCCGACAGCAGGUGAGUUCUUGGAAUUUGUUCAGUGAUGGUUCAAUGACACCCUUAAACAUUUAUGAUCCUAAGAAUUUUUUCCAUUACUAUACUACCUCAUCAUGGGAUGAAAUGAUGGUGUCUGUGCAAGCAAACCUUCAGUCCAAAUGGUCAGUUGUGGUGGCAGAGGGUGAAGAGCAAGGACGCUUGAUUAAAUUAGAAGUGAUGAUUAGUGAACCUUGUCAGAAGACCAAGAGGAAGAGUGUUCUUGCCAUGGGUAAAGGAAAUGUCCAGGUCAAAUUUGAACCAAAUAUUGAUGAUCACCAAGGAGGCACCAGUGAUAUCGAGGGCAUAAAUCGUGAAUAUAAAGACCACCUCAGUUACUCCACAGAGGGUGAAGGAAACCAGGAGAGAGCAGUUCAGGAAUGGUUCCAACAUGGCACCUCUGUUGGCCAAGAGGAAGCUACCAACAAAAGCACAAUCCCACAGUCUCCCAUGGAAGGAAAGGAUAAGAAAUUGCUCAAGAGUGGUGGUCCACUGGCUCGGGAAUGA
Diceros bicornis minor is the source of this 1197-nucleotide messenger RNA. RefSeq names its product transmembrane protein 132B-like. The coding region runs from base 1 to 1197 and encodes 398 amino acids. The record is from RefSeq and is a predicted model, not a curated record. The transcript has 6 exons. Lineage: Eukaryota; Metazoa; Chordata; Mammalia; Perissodactyla; Rhinocerotidae.